Messenger RNA from Amaranthus tricolor (Joseph's coat), 1674 nucleotides. RefSeq names its product ADP,ATP carrier protein, mitochondrial-like. The transcript has 4 exons. Gene Ontology annotation, cellular component: mitochondrial inner membrane. Gene Ontology annotation, molecular function: ATP:ADP antiporter activity. Gene Ontology annotation, biological process: mitochondrial ADP transmembrane transport; mitochondrial ATP transmembrane transport. NCBI's taxonomy places the organism in Eukaryota, Viridiplantae, Streptophyta, Magnoliopsida, Caryophyllales, Amaranthaceae. Bases 174 to 1340 code for a protein of 388 amino acids. The record is from RefSeq and is a predicted model, not a curated record.
UUUAUGGCCCACCAAUUAAAUUCACGGUAAGAGAGAACUUUAAAUAGCAGUCUCCCGUACGUUUGAAACCCUCGUAUUUUGUUAUUCGCUACAAACCCUCGAGACAACUUCUCUCUCUUCCGUCGCAGAGCGGAAGUCUCGACAAUCCAUUAGCAGAAAAUCUAACAGACGAGAUGGCUGAGAUGAAGCAACAACCUUCAGUUAUGCAGAAGAUUGGAGCUGGCCAACUCCACCUCACCAGCAGUCUUUCACAGAUCACUCAACCUCGUUAUGGUGGCAUGCAAAACCCUGCCUUGGUUCAGAGACGUUUUGCCUAUGGAAACUACACGAAUGCUGCAUUGCAGUGCCGUACUACCCAAGACUUAUCUUUUACCUCCAACAUGGCUUCCCCUGUUGUUGCAUACGCUCCUGCUGAGAAAGGACCUGCUGCUUUUGCCAUUGAUUUUCUCAUGGGAGGAGUUUCAGCUGCUGUCUCUAAGACUGCUGCUGCUCCAAUUGAGCGUGUUAAGCUUUUGAUCCAGAACCAAGAUGAAAUGAUUAAAGCUGGUCGUCUUUCGGAACCCUACAAGGGUAUUGGUGACUGUUUCAAGAGAACAAUUAAAGAUGAGGGUAUUAUGUCCUUGUGGAGAGGGAACACCGCUAAUGUGAUUCGUUAUUUCCCUACUCAGGCCUUAAACUUUGCUUUCAAGGAUUACUUCAAGAGAAUGUUCAACUUCAAGAAGGACAGGGAUGGUUACUGGAAGUGGUUUGCUGGUAACUUGGCGUCUGGUGGUGCUGCUGGUGCCUCCUCCUUGUUCUUUGUGUACUCCUUGGAUUAUGCCCGUACCCGUCUUGCUAAUGACUCCAAGGCUGCCAAGAAAGGUGGAGGAGAGAGGCAAUUCAACGGUCUUGUUGAUGUUUACCGCAAGACAUGGGCUUCUGAUGGUCUUGCUGGUCUCUACCGUGGAUUUAACAUCUCUUGUGUUGGUAUCAUUGUAUACCGUGGACUGUACUUUGGUCUUUACGAUUCAGUGAAACCUGUUGUUUUGACGGGAAGUUUGCAGGACAGUUUCUUCGCUAGCUUUGCACUCGGUUGGCUUAUCACCAAUGGUGCUGGUCUUGCUUCCUACCCAAUCGAUACUGUCCGUAGAAGAAUGAUGAUGACCUCCGGUGAGGCCGUCAAGUACAAGGGAUCAUUUGACUGCUUUGCUCAGAUCCUCAAGAACGAGGGUGCUAAGUCCCUUUUCAAGGGAGCUGGUGCCAACAUCCUCCGUGCUGUUGCUGGUGCUGGUGUGUUGGCUGGUUACGACAAGCUCCAGGUCCUCGUCUUUGGAAAGAAGUACGGUUCAGGUGGUGCUUAAAUUCAGAAGCCUCAACUUCGGUGGGUAGAUGUUGAUGAAAAUUAAUUUUUUGGGUGGAAAAGGAUUGGUCUGGAUUUUGUGGCAGACAAUUUUCUAUACUAAAGUUUGAAUAAGGUAGGGUUUAAAGACUUUUAGAGGGACUAACCCCGCAAUUUUUCCUGAGAAUUUUUGCUCGGAUUCAUGAUUUGUUCUGUAGAGCACUGGUUGCAAUUUUGGUGCUCUUUAAAGUUUUAUUUAUAAUUUAGUUACAUAAGGUCAGUUUUUGUUAUCAAAAUUCAAAAACAAUUGUUGCCUUUCAUUUGAUGGAAAGGAAAGAGCUCAGUCUUGUUAAUAA